AUGGGCUUCCGACACUCGGCGUGGUGCACUUGGCUGUAUGCGAACGGAAUUUGGCCUACGAUUCUCUGCGAGUCCGGGCCGUAUGGAAAUGACUUCGGGCCCCUCCCGAGCGAUCCGGAGGUGCGGCAACGGAUGCUACGUGCCACGCCGCUGAUCGUCAGCAACCACGUGAGCUACCUGGACACGGUAGUGCUGCCAUGGGUUCUGGAGGUCCCGAAGCUCGUGGCCAUGGCUGAGGUGGCCUCAUGGCCGCUUUUUGGCCAACUUUGCCAGGAGUUGGAGAUGAUCUGGGUAGAUCGCUCCAAUCCUGAGUCUCGACGUGCGGCCAAGGUGGAUGCUUGUAUUGGGCUCCAGAAAAGGAUUUUCCCAGUGCAGCCUACAGCCAGAACAAUGCUUGUCUCUGUUCCCCCGAACUGGAAACGCGCCUUGCUCGUGGUGCCGCUCCAGAGCUUGCUGGACGUGCUGUGGUACGGAGCUUGGUAUUACUUCAAUGACUCUGGCGUCUAUCCGCAAGAGUACUGGGACAGAGUUGUGCCGUGGCUUGCUCCCUUCGCCUGGAUUCCUAUGGGCCUGGCUGUCAGCAUGGGGGAGCCGAAAAACCUUCGGGAAGCUCUUGGUUUCGGUGCAUGGAUUGGCUUCAUCACUUUUGCCAUCUAUGCCGGUGUCGAGCUGACCUUCGAUCCAGAGGCCAUUGCCAACCAUGCCACGGAGUGGCAACGAGGAGAGCGACCUCUGUUGAUCUGGCCGGAAGGCACGACAUCCAACGGCCAGGGAAUCAAAGACUUCAAGCAUGGUGCCUUCUUGCCCGGGGUGCCCGUGCGGCCCGUGUUGAUCAAGUACACAGGUGACUGGGAUCCUUCCAAUGUCAGCUUCCGAGAUGCUCAGGGCGAGAUGAAGCCAGCGGAGGCUUAUGGCGAUCGCCAGUGGUUAGAGCAGUUUUUGGGUCACAUGCUGCACAGCUGCACAGUGCUCAUCUGCAAGCCUUACACCCCGAGCGAGGAAGAGAAAGCGAACCCGGAGCUGUUCAAGGCGAAUGUGCACAAGCUGAUGUCAGAGAGGCUCAACGAGCUGAACGACUACACGGAACGCCAAAGGGAAAGCAAGGGUGCCGGAAUCCCCAAGGGCUUGAAGCAAGUUGGCGGCGCGCUCUUCGGCAACGUCGAAGCCUUUCUGCAGUCGGCACAGCAUCGUCUGUCGGAGAAGUCCGAAGAAGUACAGACAUCCAUUCCGUGGCUGCAGAAGCUGACGACUCGACUUCGACCGAAGACCGACGGAUACAUCGCCUGA
This is a messenger RNA of Symbiodinium sp. CCMP2592, 1287 nucleotides long. Lineage: Eukaryota; Dinophyceae; Suessiales; Symbiodiniaceae. The record is from the annotation of a GenBank genome assembly.